Rattus rattus (black rat) is the source of this 1637-nucleotide messenger RNA. It is a transcript of the gene Cdca7l, whose product is annotated as cell division cycle associated 7 like. Gene Ontology annotation, cellular component: nucleus. Gene Ontology annotation, biological process: regulation of DNA-templated transcription. The record is from RefSeq and is a predicted model, not a curated record. The coding region runs from base 202 to 1524 and encodes 440 amino acids. Lineage: Eukaryota; Metazoa; Chordata; Mammalia; Rodentia; Muridae. The transcript has 10 exons.
UAGGACCGCAGGUGGCGAGGCUCGGGUGCGGGCGCGUGGCCAGAGGCCUUGCGAGGUUGCGCUGCGCUCGCGGAGCCGUGCUGUCCCCCCGUUCGUACUCAGUGCGCUGCUCCACGGCAAACUCCGCGCGCUGCGUGCUCGGGGCCGCGCCAGCCCGGGUGGCCGCGUGCAGGGCGCAGGGAAGUGAGCCCAGCAGGGAAGAUGGAGCUGGCCACGCGCUCCCAGAUCCCCAAAGAAGUAGCUGACAUCUUCAAUGCCCCCAGUGACGAUGAAGAGUUUGUGGGUUUCCAGGAUGAUGUUCCCAUGGAAAACCUGUCAGAGAGCUGUGGUAGUUUGGACUCGCUGGAGUUGGAGAAACAGGUACGGAAUGUGUGUUUGCAUUCCAAGUACUUCACAGAAGAACUUAGAAGGAUUUUCAAAGAGGACACAGACUCGGACAAUGAAGAUUUCGAAGGAUUUACGGAGAGUGAGCUGAACAUAGGCAGUAACCCAGAGCUCAUAGAGUCAGAGCUGAGCGACAGCGACAAAACACAUCCUAUGAUGAGUGACGAGGAGGACGAUGAUGAUGAAGAGGAGGCUGCACCUAGAAGAGGCCGCCAGUCCACGAGAAGCAGUUUUGGCCUCCGGGUAGCCUUUCAGUUCCCCACCAAAAAAACGGCAAAAACACCAGAUAAAAAUAGCCCGCACUUGCAGGGCAGUAAGACGGAUCUUAGAAGAGAGAAGAGCUGCAGGCAGCCCAAGGAAAAGGAAGACUCUGCUUCUGACGCUGAGGACGAGUCCAGGGCUGAGAGCCAGGAGACUUCAGAUGCUCUGCUGAAAAGGGCCAUGAACAUCAAAGAGAACAAGGCCAUGCUCGCUCAGUUGUUGGCGGAAUUGAAUUCAGUACCAGAUCUCUUCCCCGUGAGGACACCACCCUCAGCUUCUAGGAGGAGAACACCGCGACGGGCCUUCUCAGAGGGACAGGUCACACGGCGCGUGAACCCAACCCGGAGCGCACGGCCCCCAGAAAAGUUUGCUCUGGAAAACUUCGCCUUCUCAGCCACCAAUCUUACCGAAGAGCUUUACAGUUUCAGAAGAAGAAAGACAAUCAGUGGGGGGAAAUGCCAGAAAUAUAGAAGGCACCGGAUAUCUUCUUUCCGCUCAGUGAAAGACAUCACCGAGGAAGAGUUGGAAAAUGUCGCCAUAACUGUGCGAGAUAAAGUCUAUGAUAAAGUGCUUGGUAACACGUGCCAUCAAUGCCGGCAGAAGACCAUCGACACCAAGACGGUCUGUCGGAACCAGGGCUGUGGCGGUGUGCGGGGCCAGUUCUGUGGGCCGUGCCUGCGGAAUCGCUAUGGGGAGGAUGUGCGGACAGCAUUGCUGGAUCCGAAGUGGACGUGUCCUCCCUGCCGUGGGAUCUGCAAUUGCAGUUACUGCCGGAGACGAGAUGGCCGCUGUGCCACUGGGAUUCUCAUUCAUCUGGCCAAGUUCUACGGUUAUGAUAAUGUCAAGGAGUACCUGGAGAGCUUACAGAAGCAGCUGUAGAAGAUCGUCGUGAGGAGAGGGAUCGCUCCAACAUCACAGGCGGAGUCUCACAAGACAGGUCGGCUCUUUGUGCUGGCCUUGGACGCUUGUUUUCUAGAAUUUACUAGUUUUAA